Molecule: messenger RNA, 829 nt
Organism: Alnus glutinosa
Lineage: Eukaryota; Viridiplantae; Streptophyta; Magnoliopsida; Fagales; Betulaceae
Product: ADP-ribosylation factor-like protein 2
Exons: 5
Coding region: 176-733 (185 amino acids)
Biological process (GO): protein folding
Cellular component (GO): cytoplasm; microtubule cytoskeleton
Molecular function (GO): GTPase activity; GTP binding
Source: RefSeq, a predicted model, not a curated record
CGGUACUUUAAAUUAUGCGUCUUCAAAUAAACCGGCCCAUCUCCAAUCGCAGUCCCCCAAACGGGUCUAAAUUUGCGUUUUUUUUUAUUUUAUUAAAAUCGCUCGUUUGGCCUGCGAAAUCUAAUUGAUCUCUCUGCUUUGCUUGAUUUGGAGUCUUGUAAGUGAGGCGGAGAACAUGGGGCUACUCAGUAUCAUUCGGAAAAUUAAGAGGAAAGAGAAGGAAAUGCGUAUACUCAUGGUUGGACUUGAUAAUUCUGGGAAGACUACGAUUGUGUUGAAGAUCAACGGGGAGGACACCAGCGUAAUCAGUCCCACACUGGGCUUCAACAUCAAGACCAUCACCUACCAAAAGUAUACUCUUAACAUAUGGGAUGUUGGGGGCCAAAAAACUAUAAGAUCUUACUGGAGAAACUACUUUGAGCAAACUGAUGGUUUGGUAUGGGUGGUUGAUAGUUCAGAUCUUAGACGGUUAGAUGACUGCAGAAUGGAACUGGAUAAUCUUUUGAAGGAAGAGAGGCUGUCAGGAGCAUCUUUGCUGAUACUAGCAAAUAAGCAGGACAUUAAAGGUGCCCUUGCCCCUGAGGAAAUUGCUAAAGUACUGAACUUGGAUGCCAUGGAUAAAACCCGGCACUGGAAAAUUGUGGGCUGCAGUGCAAUCACUGGUGAGGGGCUGCUUGAGGGAUUUGAUUGGUUGGUCCAGGACAUAGCCUCUCGAAUCUAUUUGCUUGACUAAUGCCUGAUUGAGUAAUUUUUCACUGUAAGACUAUUACUAUGGCACUUAUGGCAGCUGUAAUGGAAUUGUUCUUCGCAAAUUUUCUGUUCAAUGAGA